Messenger RNA from Naumovozyma castellii, 1179 nucleotides. It is a transcript of the gene ARP2, whose product is annotated as actin-related protein 2. The coding region runs from base 1 to 1179 and encodes 392 amino acids. The transcript has 2 exons. NCBI's taxonomy places the organism in Eukaryota, Fungi, Ascomycota, Saccharomycetes, Saccharomycetales, Saccharomycetaceae. The record is from RefSeq and is a predicted model, not a curated record.
AUGGAUCCACAUAGUCCAAUUGUCCUUGAUCAAGGUACUGGUUUUGUCAAGAUCGGGCGUGCUGGUGAGAAUUUCCCAGAUUACACGUUCCCUUCUAUUGUCGGUAGGCCUAUUCUAAGAGCUGAAGAACGUGCGAAUAUUACUACUCCAUUAAAGGAUAUCAUGAUCGGUGACGAGGCUAGUGAAGUUCGUUCUUAUCUGCAAAUAUCAUACCCAAUGGAAAAUGGUAUCAUUAAGAACUGGACUGACAUGGAAUUGUUAUGGGAUUAUGCUUUUUUCGAACAAAUGAAAUUACCAACCACAUCUAACGGGAAGAUCCUAUUGACUGAACCACCAAUGAAUCCAACGAAAAAUAGAGAAAAGAUGUGUGAAGUUAUGUUUGAAAAAUAUGACUUUGGUGGUGUGUAUGUAGCAAUCCAAGCUGUCUUAGCACUAUAUGCCCAAGGUUUAUCAUCAGGUGUUGUUGUGGAUUCUGGUGAUGGUGUCACCCAUAUCGUCCCCGUUUAUGAAUCUGUUGUAUUGGGUCAUCUAACAAGAAGAUUAGAUGUAGCAGGUAGAGAUGUGACAAGACAUUUGAUUGAUUUAUUGUCUCGUCGUGGUUAUGCAUUCAAUAGAACAGCAGAUUUCGAAACUGUUCGCCAAAUAAAGGAGAAGCUAUGUUAUGUUUCAUAUGACUUAGAUCUGGAUACAAAGUUAGCAAGGGAAACUACGACAUUAGUGGAGAGCUAUGAGUUACCAGAUGGAAGAACUAUCAAGGUGGGUCAAGAAAGAUUUGAAGCUCCAGAAUGUUUAUUUCAACCAGGUCUUGUUGACGUUGAACAGCCGGGUAUGGGUGAACUUCUUUUCGACACAGUUCAAUCUGCUGACGUCGAUGUUAGAUCUGCACUAUACAAGGCCAUUGUCCUGUCUGGUGGUUCCAGUAUGUAUCCAGGUUUGCCAUCUAGAUUAGAGAAAGAAUUGAAACAACUGUGGUUCACAAGAGUUUUACGUAACGAUCCAACUAGAUUAGAUAAAUUCAAAGUCAGAAUUGAAGAUCCCCCAAGGAGAAAACAUAUGGUAUUUAUUGGUGGGGCAGUCCUCGCUAGCAUUAUGGCCGAUAAGGAUCACAUGUGGCUUUCUAAACAGGAAUGGCAGGAAAGUGGUGCUGCUUCAAUGGUGAAGUUUGGUCCAAGACAAUAG